UUCUCGGGCAGAGGACAGCAUUGGGGCUGUGUUUUUUGUAUUGCUGGACAGAAAGUCAGAGACACUGAUGUAGAGACAUGCCUCUGCGGCUGGACAUCAAGCGGAGGCUGACAGCUCGGUCAGACCGAGUGAAAAGUGUGGACCUGCACCCCACCGAGCCAUGGAUGGUGGUCAGCCUUUACAGUGGCACUGUUGUGGUCUGGAACCAUGAGACACAGACGAUGGUGAAAACCUUUGAGCUGUGUGAUCUGCCUGUCAGAGUGGCCAAAUUUGUAGCCAGGAAACACUGGAUCAUUGCUGGAGCAGAUGACUUGCAGAUCCGUGUGUUUAACUACAACACUCUGGAGAGGGUUCACAUGUUUGAGGCUCAUUCUGACUACAUCCGCUGCAUCGCUGUUCAUCCGACACAACCCUUCAUCCUCACCAGCAGUGAUGACAUGUUGAUCAAACUGUGGGACUGGGACAGAAAGUGGAUGUGCAGUCAGGUGUUUGAGGGACACACCCACUAUGUGAUGCAGAUUGUUAUUAACCCCAAAGACAACAACCAGUUUGCAAGUGCCUCUCUGGAUAGAUCUAUUAAGGUCUGGCAGCUGGGCUCCAAGACCCCCAACUUCACUCUGGAGGGCCAUGAGAAGGGAGUGAACUGUGUUGAUUACUACAGCGGAGGAGACAAGCCGUACCUCAUAUCAGGGGCUGAUGAUCAUCUUGUCAAGAUUUGGGAUUAUCAGAACAAAACUUGUGUUCAGACCUUGGAGGGUCAUGCACAAAAUGUGACGUGUGUCACCUUCCACCCUGAGCUGCCAAUCAUCCUCACAGGCUCUGAGGACGGCACCGUUCGUGUAUGGCACUCCAACACCUACCGACUGGAAAACACACUUAACUAUGGCAUGGAACGGGUCUGGUGUAUAUGUGGCUUGACUGGCUCCAACAAUGUGGCGCUGGGCUAUGAUGAAGGCAGCAUCAUCAUCAAGCUGGGGCGGGAGGAACCAGCCAUGUCUAUGGACUCCAGUGGGAAGAUCAUGUGGGCUCGUCACUCCGAGGUGCAGCAGGCCAACCUGAAGGCUCUGGGAGAGACUGAGAUACAGGAUGGAGAAAGGCUCACGAUGGGUGUCAAAGACAUGGGCAGCUGUGAGAUUUACCCACAGACCAUCCAACACAGCCCCAAUGGAAGAUUUGUAGUGGUGUGUGGAGAUGGAGAGUACAUCAUCUAUACUGCGAUGGCCUUGAGGAACAAGAGCUUCGGCUCCGCUCAGGAGUUUGUCUGGGCGCAUGACUCCUCACAGUAUGCCACAAGGGAAGGCAACACUGUGGUGAAAAUAUUUAAGAACUUUAAACAGAAAAAGACUUUUAAACCUGACUUUGGAGCUGACGGUGUCUUUGGUGGCCUCUUACUGGGAGUGAGGUCAAACAGUGGCUUGGCUUUGUACGACUGGGAGAAUGCCGAUUUGAUCCGACGUAUUGAGAUUCAGCCAAAGCAUAUUUUCUGGUCUGACUCUGGGGAGCUGGUGUGUAUUGCUACAGAAGAGUCUUUCUUUGUGCUGCGCUACCUGCCAGAGCGAGUGUCAGCAGCCCAUGAGUCCAAGGCGGAGAUGAUGGAGGAUGGGAUAGAAGAUGCUUUCGAGGUCCUGGGGGAGGUCAAGGAGGUGGUAAAGACAGGCUUAUGGGUGGGAGACUGCUUCAUCUACACCAGUUCUGUUAACAGACUGAACUACUAUGUUGGAGGGGAAAUCAUCACUAUAGCUCACAUGGACAGGACCAUGUAUCUGCUGGGCUACAUCCCAAAAGAUGACCGUCUCUACCUUGGAGACAAGGAGCUCAACAUCAUCAGCUACUCCUUGCUACUCUCUGUGCUGGAGUAUCAGACGGCCAUCAUGAGAAAAGACUUCAGCACGGCUGACAAGGUUCUGCCCACAAUCCCAAAAGAACAGAGAACCAGAGUUGCCCACUUCUUGGAGAAACAGGGCUUCAGACAGCAGGCGCUGGCUGUGUCCACUGACCCCGAACACAAGUUUGAACUUGCUCUGCAGCUGGGAGAUCUCAAGACAGCCUACCAGCUGGCAUCGGAAGCAGAGUCAGAGCAUAAAUGGAAGCAGCUGGCAGAACUCGCAACUACAAAGUGCCAGUUUAGUCUGGCUCAAGAGUGUCUGCACCAAGCUCAGGAUUACGGGGGAUUAUUGUUGCUGGCAACCACCUCGGGCAACGUGGAGAUGGUGGGCAAACUGGCUGAAGGGGCAGAGAAGGAUGGAAAGACCAAUGUGGCCUUUCUCACCUACUUUAUGCAGGGGAGACUGGAAAAAUGUCUGGACCUGCUUAUCAAAACAGAUCGACUUCCAGAAGCUGCAUUUCUGGCAAGAACAUAUAUGCCCAGCCAUGUCUCAAGAGUAGUGAAGCUUUGGAAGGACAAUCUCUCCAAGGUGAACCAGAAGGCAGCAGAUGCUCUGGCUGACCCCAGAGAUUACAGCAACCUGUUCCCUGGCCUUGAGCAAGCCCUGCUGGCUGAGCAGUACCUGAAGGAGACUCAUGUCGGGGUCAGACCUGCUGCAGAAUACCCACUCCUCAUGCCAAAUGAGGAUCGGCAUGUUCUGGAGGAAUCUGUAGGUUUUAUUCCCAAAGGGGGGAUCACGAAGCCAGAGGAAGUGGAGGGCAUGAGUGAAGCCCUCGUUACGCCUGUGGUGACAGAGAUCCCACUUUCAGAAGCUGAAACAGCAAUAGUGGAUGAGCCAAUUCCACCAAAACAGGAGCCUGGUUCUGAUCCUGCUUUAGUGGCUGAGGAAAAUAAUGUGACAGAAGAAACUCCCCCUGUCAUCAGAACUCAAGAACAAGCACAGCCUGUGUCAUGUGAGGUAGAAGACAUAACUGUGAAAUCCGAGAGUUUGGUCUCUGAAGAAGAAGGCUUUGUACCUGAGUCCAUCUCUGAGGAUCCAGCCACAGACUCAGAGAUGGUACAGCUCAGUCCGCUGGAAGAAGUCAGAUCACGUGCUGAAGUGACUGUCCAGGAAGCGACUCCAGCAGCAGAAACUCAGCCUGUUUCCUGUUUUUCUGAAACAGAAACCAUUCUGGCCACUCAAGCGGCAACAGAUGAGGCAGAAGUAGGGGAGGAUGUCCGGACGGUUGAUGCUGUAGUGGCAUCAGAAUCUGUAGCAGGUGGGAAAAUAUUCAGCAAUGAUGAAGAUACCAUACCUGCAGAAGAGCCUCCCAUGAUGGGCGGAGGAGCAGAAGAAAGCUCUGCCACACAGGACCUUGUUAAAGAUACAGUACAGCCAUACGUUGCAGUAGAAGAGCUCAUCUCUUUCCACACCACAGACGCUCCAGUGGUGGAUGCAUCUGUCACGGCCCAAGCUUUCUCCAAUUUGACCCUUGAUUCAUCACAAGACUUGAUUGAAGAUGCAGCGGUGGUGUUGAGCCCGGUCCCAGCAAAAGAGCCAGAACAAAAGCAACAAAACACAGCACCUCCAGUCGAGGUAGAGGACAAAUCAGAGCAGGGGGCUCUGGAAGCUGAGCCAGAUAUUUUAGUCCCAGAAAUAGCUCCUGCAGAGAGGAGCGUAGCAGAGGAGGAGGAGGCAGGUACCGAAGGAUCUGAGGAACCUGCAGAAGACCUUGAGGCAGAGAUGAAUGACGAGGACCUGGAUGAUUUGGAUCUGGAUAACUUUGACCUGGAGGAUUUCGACACCCCAAAUGUUAACCUAGAUGAAGAUCUGCUGGGUGAAGACUAGAAGAUGAUUUCAUGAGUUUGUGACCAAACACAAAAAGGGAAGACAUGCCACCAACACUUUAACAUUUCCUUUAAAGGCAGAGAAACAAAAAUGUGUUAUAGGAUUAAUAUGGAUUGAUUUAGGGAAACUGGGCUUUUUUAUAAGUUAUAUGUAGUAAGUCGCUUUGGAUAAAAGUGUCUGCUAAAUGACUGUAGAAUAGAAAUAGCUGGAAAAUUACAGGUUGCUUCUAUUUCAUUUGCUGCUGACAGCAAUAAAAAGAUAAACUUGACACCUACCUCUUAAUCUUCCUCAGCCUUUAGGUAACACUGCUGUUGGUCAGUGUUAUGAAGCCAUUAAAUUCAAGCAGAAUUUUUAUUCUUCUCCAUAAAGGAAAAAAGCUCUGGAUGAGUUUUUUUUCUAAAGAUACAGCGUGUAUUCAGAAAUGCUGAAUAAUAGGGAUGCGCUAAUACCACAUUAUUUUAAACCGAGUACUUAUAUUUGUGUACUUGUGAUAUAUCAAAUGGAUCAUCCUCGAAAUCUAAGACUGGAAAACUGUCAGAACCUUCAUAAAAAGAAGAAAAAGUGGUUUUUGGUGGAUUUGGUUCACCUCUGUGACACGGCACAUAUAACCCUAACCCUCACUGAGUUUGCAAAUUUGGGACUUUUAAAAUAACACCUGUAAUAACUUUCUCGACACUAUAAAAAAAAAUUAUUCUUUGUGUUAAUUUUGACAGGCUGUUUUUUGACAUUGGUAUCAGGUUGUGUACUAUUCGAACACUUGUAUUAAUACAGAGUACGAGUACACCCACAUAGUAUUGGACCAAUACCUGAUACUGGUAUCGGUGCAUCCCUACGAAAUAAGCCAUUAAGCCCAAGGUGCUGUAAUCUCAUUUUUAUUAUUUAUGACCUCAUCAUGUGAUGUCUCUCAGAGCCAGAGUAAACACAAAGUGCUUUUCAUGGAUAAUUAAAUAAGCUAAGAUCAAAGCUGCUUGUUUAUGUCUUUUCUUUCCUCUUUGAAAUAAAGGCCACUGGAUACUAUUUUGAACCUGGACUAGAAAAAUGAAUUAAAAGGAGUUUCUCA
This is a messenger RNA of Melanotaenia boesemani (Boeseman's rainbowfish), 4773 nucleotides long. Its product is annotated as coatomer subunit beta'-like. Gene Ontology annotation, molecular function: structural molecule activity; protein binding. The record is from RefSeq and is a predicted model, not a curated record. The transcript has 22 exons. Gene Ontology annotation, cellular component: COPI vesicle coat. NCBI's taxonomy places the organism in Eukaryota, Metazoa, Chordata, Actinopteri, Atheriniformes, Melanotaeniidae. Gene Ontology annotation, biological process: intracellular protein transport; endoplasmic reticulum to Golgi vesicle-mediated transport; retrograde vesicle-mediated transport, Golgi to endoplasmic reticulum. Bases 78 to 3713 code for a protein of 1211 amino acids.